AUGUUUGCCAACAAGUAUUACGAACACGACAUAGAGAAUACUUUCGUGAUGAAUCGCUUUUUCUUUCGUUUAUUAGGAAUAUGGCCAUUUCCACGCACGAAUUCCCUUCUUCCGGAGUUGUUGGAGACGGUCGUGCUGGUCUUUGUGUGUUUCGCGUUUCUCUUCGGCGAAUUAAUCCCGAUUAUACUCUAUGUAUUUAUGGUGCUGACAGACGUUCGUUUGAGGUUUAAAAUCAUGGCUAAUGGAAUAUUCACGAUAAUAGAAAUCAUUAAGUACGGUUAUGCCGUGUUUUACAAGAAUCAAGUGCGAAAUUGUCUAGUACUGGUUGAUGAAGACUGGCGAAACGUCAUCAAUGUAAAUGAUCGCAUCUCUAUGAUUGAUAGGGUCAGAACUAGCAAACGUCUAAUUGUGAUUUGCACUGUAUUCGUGUACCUGACCGGCGUGUGUGCCCGAAUGAUCAUUCCUUUGUCAGUGGGAAAAAUUGUUACUCCUCAAAAUGUCACUAUCAGACCACUGCCGUGUGCGGCUUAUCUCGUUAUAUUUGAUGUGCAACGUACUCCAGUUUAUGAAAUCGUAUAUUUUAUACAAUUUGUAGCGGGAUUUGUAAAGUAUACGAUUUUGGUGGCAACCUUUAGUUUCGUGACACUUUGCGGGAUGCAUUUUUGCGCGCAGUCGGACAUACUUGUGACGUUGAUGAACGAUUUUGUGAAUGAGAAUCAACCGGAGUAUUUGGAUAAGAAAUUGGCCAAUGUUGUGGAACAUCAAAUUAGAAUAAGGAACGACAUUAUACCUGGUGUCCUUUAUUGGUUGAUGGCAGAAACGGCACGCGUUCGACUGCAGACGAUCCCUCUUCUCCUCUACGACUUCAUGUCUGUCAGUCAAUACGGCAUUUUCAUAUUUCGCUAUGAUAAACUCAGGCGAUGUUUGCAACAUGUCGAGGAGGAUUGGAAAAACGUUCUUAGCGCAGACGCACGAAAUAUUAUGCUAAAAUCUGCGAGAACCGGCAAACGCUUGGUGACGAUCUGUGCAAUCUUCAUGUACAGCGGCGCCUUUACCUUCCGAACAAUUCUGCCGUUAUUCCAGGGAAAGAUCAUCAUCGAUCAGAACAUCACGAUAAGACACUUAGCCUGUCCGGGUUACUUCUUUUCCCUUGACGUACAAGUCAGCCCUGUUUACGAGACGGUCUUUGUAAUCCAGUGUCUAACAGGAUUCAUUGGAGUUUCGAUCGUGACAUGUGCAUGUGGUCUCACCGCAAUUUUUGUAGUACAUGCUUGCGGCCAAUUGAAAAUCUUAAUCGGUUUGAUGAGAGAACUUGUGCAGAAACAAUGGGAAGAGGAACGUGAAAUGGAUAUGAAGCUAGCUGAGAUAGUCGAGCAUCAAACAAGAGUGCGCAAAGAAAUGUCGCAAAAUAAGCAUCACCAAAACGAUAUUUUGUACAUUACGCAACCAACUCGUAACAUUCUGCUCGCACUUGGCGCUUGGCCCUCCAUCAAUAAAGGAGAAUCCAUACACUCGAAGGUUCACAAUUUCUUGCUAAUCUUUAUGUCCUACACUCUUCUCUUUUGCGACCUUAUACCCGGUAUCCUUUACUGGUUGAUGAAGGCAACAAUGCGCGUUCGACUGCAGAUGAUCCCUCUUCUCCUUUAUGACUUCAUGUCCGCCAGUCAAUACAGCAUCUUCAUAUCUCGCUAUGAUCAACUCAAGCGAUGCUUGAAGCACGUCGAGGAGGAUUGGGAGAAUAUUCUCAGCGUGGACGCACGAAACAUUAUGCUGAAAUCUGCGAGGACGGGGAAACGUCUAGUUACGAUUUGCGCAUUUUUCAUGUACAGUGGCGUCAUUACCUUCCGAGGAAUCUUACCGUUGUUCCAGGGAAAGAUCAUCAUUGAUCAGAACGUCACGAUAAGACGCUUUGCCUGUCCGGGUUACUACUUUUCCCUCGACGUACAAGUCAGCCCCGUUUACGAGACGGUCUUUAUAAUCCAAUUUCUAACAGGAUUUAUUACAGUUUCGAUCGUGACAUGUGCAUGUGGCCUUACAGCGAUUUUUGUAGUACAUGCUUGCGGUCAAUUAAAAAUCUUAAUCGGUUUGAUGACAGAACUCGUACAGAAAGAAUGGCAAGAAGAAUGUGAAACAAAUAAGAAGCUAGCUGAAAUAGUGGAGCAUCAAAUAAGAGUGCGCAAAUUGAAACUUAUUUCGUCUGUAAUGUUCACGAUACUGGCGGUCCUCAAGUACAGCAGUUUGGUGCUUAGCAAAAAUCAAGUAAGAAAAUGCCUAACACGAAUGAAGGACGAUUGGCGAAAUGUCAUAAGUAUCAGUGCUCGUAAUUCCAUGAUUCAUAAAGCCAAGACUGCAAGAAGUUUGCUCAUUCUGUGCGGCAUAUUUAUGUACAUAUCCGGCUUAUAUUUUCGUACAAUUGUGCCGUUAAGCAAGGGAAAAACCAUCACCAAUCAGAACGUCACAAUUAGGCAUUUGCCAUGCCCGAGUUAUUUUGUUCUAUUUAACGGGCAAAUCAGUCCAGCGUACGAAAUCAUGUUCUUUAUACAGUUCUUCUCCGGAUUCAUCAAGUAUACCAUCACAGUGGUGAUUUGCAGCCUCGCCGCUCUCUUCGUUAUGCAUAUAUGUGGGCAGCUUGAAAUAUUGAUGACGUUAAUAAACAGUCUCAUAAACGAAACAGAAGAAAAGAAUUUAGAUAAAAAGCUGGCCUUCACUGUGGAGCAUCAGAUAAAGAUGCGAAAUUUCUUACGAUUGGUGCAAAGUACUUUACAAUAUACAAGCUUAUUAGAAGUGAUGGGAUGUACGAUUAUUGUAUGUCUUCUAGGACACGAUGUCAUCACGGAAUGGGAAGAUCAAAAUGUUAUAUCUAUGUGCUCCUAUCUCAUUCUGCUCACAUCAAUUGGAUUCAAUAUUUAUAUCUUUUGUUUUAUCGGUGAACAACUUUUCAUAGAGGGAGAGAAAUUAGCAUUAACAGUAUGUACAUUGGCUUGGUACCGUCUUCCGAAUGCGAAAGCACGAGCACUGAUAUUAGUUAUAGCCACGUCGAUUGUCCCGGCAAAACUAAAAGCCGGAAAGUUCUUCGAUCUGUCCAUCAGAACUUUCGGUGAUGUGGUUAAAACGGCUGUGACAUAUCUUAAUUUUAUUCGAAAAAUGAUGGAAUAA
This is a messenger RNA of Trachymyrmex septentrionalis, 3156 nucleotides long. RefSeq lists its product as uncharacterized. Gene Ontology annotation, biological process: sensory perception of smell; detection of chemical stimulus involved in sensory perception of smell. Gene Ontology annotation, molecular function: odorant binding; olfactory receptor activity. The record is from RefSeq and is a predicted model, not a curated record. The coding region runs from base 1 to 3156 and encodes 1051 amino acids. Gene Ontology annotation, cellular component: plasma membrane. NCBI's taxonomy places the organism in Eukaryota, Metazoa, Arthropoda, Insecta, Hymenoptera, Formicidae. The transcript has 8 exons.